Messenger RNA from Penicillium atrosanguineum, 1464 nucleotides. Its product is annotated as putative mitochondrial carrier protein. NCBI's taxonomy places the organism in Eukaryota, Fungi, Ascomycota, Eurotiomycetes, Eurotiales, Aspergillaceae. The record is from RefSeq and is a predicted model, not a curated record. The transcript has 2 exons. Bases 1 to 1464 code for a protein of 487 amino acids.
AUGGCAGAAUACAAACUCACAUACGAGUCUCAACUGGACGCCUUCCACCCCUCCUACCGCUGGGAAGCCCGCGACCCAAAUGAAGACUGGAAAUCCGCCGCCCUCCGCGGCCCAGCCUUACCAGUUCUAGGUAAUGCAGUCGCCGGAGCCGUAGGCUCGGCUAUAUCUAACGUCGUCGUCUACCCACUCAACGUGAUCGUCGCCCGCCUCCAAACCCAAAACAACAAAGAGAAAUCCAAGGAAGAGUCAGAGGAAGAUGAAGAAUACGCGGGCAUCCUGGACGCCGCAAGAAAGAUUUACCUGGAGCAAGGGAUCGUCGGCUUCUACCCUGGUCUCGCGCAAGAUACAUGCAAAUCAGUCGCGGACUCGUUCCUCUUUUUCCUCGCGUAUACCAUUGUCCGACAGCGAAGGAUAGUCGCCCGUGUCGGAGCUGCCAAAGCAGCGAAGAAUAAAAACAUUGUGCUUCCGAUUCUCGACGAAUUGGCGAUUGGUGUUGUGGCAGGCGCUUUUUCAAAGUUGUUUACGACGCCGUUGUCGAACAUCGUUACUCGCAAGCAGACCGCUGCGAAGAAAGGUGGAAAGGGAGGCGAUGCAACAACUGCGGAUAUUGCUGCCCAGAUUCGCAAGGAGAAGGGUAUCGGUGGCUUCUGGUCUGGGUAUUCGGCUUCCUUGAUCUUGACACUGAACCCAUCCCUCACGUUCUUCUUGAACGAGGUCUUGAAAUAUUCCCUUAUCCCACGCUCCAAGCGUGAUAAACCCUCGCCUGCAGUGACGUUCUUCUUAGCGGCAUUGAGCAAAUCGGUUGCGUCUUCGAUUACCUAUCCAUUCUCUCUAGCCAAGACCCGGGCUCAGGCUAUGAGCAAUGCGCCGAAGUCCGCAGGCUCAGAAUCUAAAAGUCUCUCGGCCACUCUUACCCCGAAGAUUUUCGCCGCUGUCAGCGAGAUCUACCGUGCCCAAGGCGUCCCGGGUCUCUACUCUGGUUUGCGCGGCGAGGUUCUGAAAGGCUUCUUCUCCCAUGGAUUCACUAUGCUCGCCAAGGACGCCGUGUAUGCAUCCAUCGUCAAGACAUACUAUAUUCUUCUAAUUGUGCUCCGCCGGUACCCGUCCCCUGAUGAGCUACUCCAAAGUGCCCGCGAGCAAGCAGAGGAAUACAGUGAAGUUGCACGCGAAGGUGCCCGCGAUAUGGUCGAGCGAGCGCGUGAAGGUGCCGAGGAGGUGUUGAAUAAUCAUUCGGGCAGUGUAUCCGCUGAUAUUACCUCGAAUGCUGCUCCUGCUGCUGAGGCGGCGGCAGAUGCUGGUCAUGGGGUAGAUGCCUCUUCUGGGUUGAAGGUACCGCCUAUCACCGAUGAAGUUAAUGAGACGGCGGAGUUGGUAGGUGAUUAUGUUGAGGAUGAGGCUACCGAGUGGAAGAGUUUCUAUCAUUGGUUCUGGGAUAAGGAGAAGGGGUAUCAUAAGGGUGAAUAG